Vanessa atalanta (red admiral) is the source of this 2314-nucleotide messenger RNA. It is a transcript of the gene Ufsp2, whose product is annotated as ufm1-specific protease 2. Lineage: Eukaryota; Metazoa; Arthropoda; Insecta; Lepidoptera; Nymphalidae. The record is from RefSeq and is a predicted model, not a curated record. The transcript has 10 exons. Bases 96 to 1856 code for a protein of 586 amino acids.
CUUCUAUAUAACAACACUUGCAACUUAGGCCUCAACUCUCAUGUAAGAAAAAAAAAAGUUAAAUAAUAAAUAAAUGUAGGCAACAUUCCAUAAAAAUGUCACCACGUCUCAAAAUAUCAAAAUAUGUUUUUGAGCGAUUAUCCAAAAUCGAUACAAAUGAGACCACAGGAUGUCUUUUUGGUCUCAUGUACGAUGGCACAUUACUUGUUGUUGGGAUGAGCUUGGAAUUUUUUGAGAAUGAAAAAAAAAAUUAUAGACAACUUCUUCUCUCCUUGCCGGCUGAAAUAGAAUUAUGUGGUGUUGUAAAAUUUGCGAAAACACUUUCCAUCGAGUCAAGGUCUAAAGAGAUACUACAGGAUGUAGACAUAACUGAUAAUCCUCUUUUUAUUAUAAUAAAUGAAGAUAAGGAAAUAAAAGCACACUUUCUAGUCCAUGAAAAAUUCGAAGAGACAACCUAUGAGGUUCUUCCGACUGAAGAGUUGUGGAAACAAUUUAUUCAUGUGCGUCUCAAUACUAUUCUACCAUUAAUUUGUGAAGCAACAAUGCCUGGAGUAAAAAAUAUCUUGCAAAAUAAAAGGAAAAAGAUAGCAUCUGGAGAAGUAUCAUUUCAAAUAGAUGGGACUGCGGUGUAUUUAUUUGGAAUUGCUUCAGAUGUUGGUGUAACUGGUACAAGUACAGAGACAAAUGUUGGAGAUUUUAUUGACUCCAUAAGUUCCGAACAGUCAUCUAAGAAAAAGAAACACACUUUGAAUAAAGUUGAAAUAGUACCUGUUAAUCUAGUAUUGAAAGCUACAAAGGACAUAUUAUCAGAGAAACUUGUUAAAACUGCAGUAAAAAUGAUGACAACACAAAGGAAACCUGCAUUUUGUAUUAGCAUGCCAUUAAGAGUAGAUACAUUAGCAAUGAUUCACAGAAGUACGAAGCUUUCUGAACUAUACACAGCAUUAGUAGAAGCUGCCUGUCGCUCUCUCAAAUUACUUGAAACUGUACUGCUGGAGCAGUUAGGACAAGAGGGUAUUGGUGAUGGAGCUGGGUUACGUUUGCCUGAAACUUUCCACUUUCUACCUCAAGAACUUGGACAUUUUGUUACAAGAGUAGUACCGAAAGACAUCCCUGAUGAGAGUAUGGAAAAAGAACGAAGACUACUGCAUGAGCAGUUAUGUUUACCACUGGAUAGACCAAUGUUUAGACGGGGUAAUGCAUUUUAUAAUAAUCUUGGAAAACUUAUAAAUACUCAUGAAGCCCUACCGUCUUCACCAGUGAAACCUGACACAACAGUGGCAUUAGUCCGCGGCAGAUAUACAUAUCAUCAUUAUAUGCAAGACAAUUUCAAUGAUGAUGGCUGGGGUUGUGCUUAUCGCUCAAUGCAAACUAUAUUCUCAUGGUUCAGGUUUCAAGGGUAUACAACAGUUGAUAUACCAACUCACAGGGAUAUACAACAGUGCCUUGUUAAUAUUGGUGAUAAGCCAUCCUCGUUUUUAGGUUCUAAGCAAUGGAUAGGAUCUACAGAAGUAAUGUUUUGUUUGGAAACUCUUUUGGGUGUACAAUCAAGAAUUAUAUUUGCAAAUACAGGUUCAGAGUUGAGAAAUUACACUCCUGAACUUGUACACCAUUUCCAGAAACAUGGAAGUCCUAUUAUGAUAGGUGGUGGUGUAUUAGCACAUACAAUCAUAGGUGUGGAGUACAAUUCCCUAACAAAUGACACUCGUUACCUUAUAUUAGAUCCUCACUACACUGGUGCUGAUGAUAUUAAUGUAGUUGUCAAUAAAGGUUGGUGUGGAUGGAAGAAUUCAGACUUUUGGAACAAAACUGCACAUUACAAUUUGUGCUUACCACAGACUAAGCCUGUUAUAUAACAACUAUCAUUUGUAAGUUAUGUAGAUUUUUAGGUAGAUCGUCUCUCGCAUUUACUAAAAAAAUUGGUACUUUAGGAAAAUGGGCUUAACAACAUUUUUGUGAUAGCAUCUGCGAAAUCAAUGUUUUAUAAUAGUCAAAUGCUAGAUAUUUUCAGUCUGUUUGAUUGUCUAAGUAAAUGCCAUUAUGAAAUACAUUUGCAUUUAGACACCAUUAUGAAAGACUGGUUGGGUUGUGUAGGUUGAUUUCAAUGCUUUUUACUUUGCAGAUGUUUUUCGUUAAAUCUACCUAAUAAAUAUACUUCACAAAAGCUUUUUAAAUUGUUCUUCAGAUAUCAAAAAACCAUUUUUGUGUAACCAUGAAAGACUCAUAAAAAUAAGUUUUGAUUAUACUUAACAGAAAUAAUUAAAGCUUAUGCAUUUUAUUAUUAUUAUUGACCUUAUUAUGCAAUUAUAACUUG